Molecule: messenger RNA, 3028 nt
Organism: Carica papaya (papaya)
Lineage: Eukaryota; Viridiplantae; Streptophyta; Magnoliopsida; Brassicales; Caricaceae
Product: putative lysine-specific demethylase JMJ16
Biological process (GO): regulation of gene expression; chromatin remodeling
Cellular component (GO): nucleus; chromatin
Molecular function (GO): histone H3K4me/H3K4me2/H3K4me3 demethylase activity
Source: RefSeq, a predicted model, not a curated record
CGACAGUCGGAAUCGGAAGGGAGAAGAGCAGCUUUUGCGCGCUAUGGCGGUUGAGGCUAUCUGAACAAAGAGGAAAGGGCAAGCAGAGUUGGCGGAAAUUGGGGUUCGAGGCAAGCAGUGUAAGCGGCUAAGAAUCCGUUAGCAAUCAAACAAAGUUGAAAAGCUGGAGGAGUUGGGAGGUUGAAGAACUCGGAAAGUAAAAGAAGGGAUGUAGCCGGAGGUGAAAAAGGAAGGAGGCUGAGCGCGGAAUCCCCGAUGCGUAAAAGCCAUUUCUGGUGAGAGAGAAAGGAAAGACCAAAGCAGACGGGGUGAAGCAAAGAAGGGUUUUCACGGCUUGAGAAAAUAGAGCAGCGAAGGAAGAGGAGCAUAGGCAUACGUCUUAAUGUCGGGAAAGAGGGAAAGAGCACGGCUCGAGAGUGGAUUGCUACUAAAAAACAUAAAGAAAUCAGGGGUUUCGGAGGAGCGAGAUUGAGAGCUUGAGAAAGAAUAGGAAAAACAGAGGGAAAGGAAUUAGGGGAGAAGAUGGAAUUAGGGGUUUUAGGGCUUCAGGGUGUUCUAUGGAGUGGAAUGAAGAGAGGAGCUUAUGUGAGAAAUCGAGGAGAAGAGAAAUUGGAAGGGAGGAGAGGGAGAAAGCAGUGAGGAAAGAGGAGCGAGAGGUUGAUUGAGAACAGUGGAGGUCUCGUUGUUUCCAGGAAAAAAGAGAGCAUGAAGAAGACAGAGCAUUUACAAACUUAUCUUAGGCCUGGAAAUUCAAAGGAAUUUUCAGCUCCACCAGGCUUUCCAUCUCAUACAUCAUUUCUGUUGAAGAAAGUAGACUCUCAUGAAGGAACAUGUGGUUCCAUGCCUUCUCUGAGUACGUCCAAACAAAAUCCAAUCCAGAUGAACAUCACAGCCAAUACGGUUGACAUAGCAACGUUAAAGAGCACUCUUGGGGAUAGACCGUGGAUACUGUAUGAUCAUAGCAGUCACAAGUGGGAGGAAUCAGGAUCUGGUCAACCUGAAAAGGAAUUUAGUGACACUCUUGCAUAUAUUGCAAGCAUUCGUUCCAGAGUGGAGCCCUAUGGAUUGUGCCGUAUUGUUCCUCCUCCCUCUUGGCAGCCACCAUGCUGUCUUAAGGAAAACAACAUAUGGAAGAGUUCUAAAUUCAUUACCCAAAUUCAAUGGGCUGAUGGGCUCCAACAUCAAUACUCGUCGAGCAAAAUGGGUAAUUUUUCUGAAAUUAGUUCCAUUAAGAGAAAAAGAAGCUUCAGUACAGGAUUUGAGCAAGGGAUUGAUGGUAUACAUCCUCUGACUGAUGAAGCGGGUUCCUCUAAUAUUGAGGGAUUUAAACCAAAAACUGGUCCAGAGUUUACACUUGAAAGUUUCAAGAAAUAUGCAGAUGAUUUCAAGGCCCAAUACUUCAGCAUGAGGGCUAAGGUUUCAGGUGGUGAUAAAACUUUUGUAUUUCAAAACAAUUUGGAGCCAUCGGUAAACGAAAUUGAGGCUGAAUAUAAACGAAUUGUUGAGAAUCCAAGUGAAGAAUUUGAGGUGCUUUAUGGUAACAAUGUGGAUACUGGAGUUUUUGGCAGUGGAUUUCCAUCAAUAUCCAAUCUGUCGGAAACAUCUGACUAUCAUAAAUAUCUAGAAUCAGGCUGGAACUUAAAUAAUACACCAAAGCUUCCUGGUUCUCUUCUUUCCUUAGAAGAUGCUAAGAUUUCAAAUUUGUUAGUGCCUCAUCUGCAAAUAGGGAUGUGCUUUUCAUCCUUAUCUUGGAGAGUUGAGGAGCACCACUUAUACUUACUCUCUUAUAUGCAUUUGGGUGCACCUAAAAUAUGGUAUGCUACCCCUGGAAGAUACAAUACUAACUUUGAGGCCACCAUCAGGAAGUUCGUCCCAAAUUUGUUAGCAGAUCAGCCUGGCUUGGAUCAUAAGCUGGGUAAGAAACUUUCUUCUGAAGGUGUACCUGUUUAUCGUUGCAUCCAGUAUCCUGGGGAGUUUGUUCUUAUUUUCCCAGGAGCGUACCAUUCAGAGUUUGAUUCUGGUUUUAAUUGUGUUGAGAUGGUAAAUUUUGCUCCCGUUGAUUGGUUGUUUCACGGGCAAAAUGCUGUUGAGCUCUAUUCUGUACAGGGGAAGAAAACCUCAAUUUCCAAUGAUAAAUUGUUGCUAGGUGUGGCUAGGGAAGCUGUGAGGGAACAAUGGGAGUUAUUACUAUUAAGGAAGAACAUGUCAAAUAAUUUAAGAUGGAAGGAUGCUUGCGGGAAGGAUAGCAUCUUAGCAAAAGCACUUAAGUCACGUAUCACAAUCGAAGAAAAAAGGAGGAACUAUCUUUGCAAUAUUACACAAUCGCGGAGCAUGGACAAAAAUUUUGAUGCUACAAGCAAACGUGAAUGCAGCAUAUGUUUCUAUGAUUUACACCUGUCUGCAGCUCAUUGUGUAUGUUCUCCUGACAGAUAUUCAUGUUUGCGUCAUGCAAAGCAACUCUGUUCCUGUGCUUGGAGUGAGAAGAUUUUUCUAUUCCGUUAUGGAAUUAGUGAGUUAAAUGUUCUUCUUGAAGCUUUGGGAGGGAAAUUUAGUGCUAUCUAUAGAUGGGCUAGAGAAGAUCUCAAGUUGGCUGUCCGUUGCUUUACUUCUAAGGAUGGAUUACAAUCGAAAUAUUGCCAAGAAGAACUAAAACAGAAAGAAGACAAGCGCCAAGAUGCUCCAUCAGCGAGUGGCACUGGGAAGAAUACUGCUGCUAGCAUCAAGGCAGAAAUGAAGGCUCGAGUGCAGCAAGCAACAGCAUUGAGUAAACAUAAAAGCAACAAGGAAAUAGUUGUAUCUCCAAGUCGGACAAUGGACUAUGCAUCAAUGAUGAGGAGUGGGACAACUUCCAGUCCUUCAAAUGAAACUAUAAGCAUUUCAAGUUCCUCAGAAUCCGAAGACUCUUCGGAUCCUGACUUUCAAUAUGGUGAAAACUUCUCAUUGUCCGAGACUUAGGCUUCUCAUCCGGGAACUCAAGCCACGUCAUCUCAUCCUUCACACACUACUUUACAAAAAAAAUGUGGCUGGA